Cicer arietinum (chickpea) is the source of this 3174-nucleotide messenger RNA. Its product is annotated as WEB family protein At5g16730, chloroplastic-like. Gene Ontology annotation, biological process: reciprocal meiotic recombination. NCBI's taxonomy places the organism in Eukaryota, Viridiplantae, Streptophyta, Magnoliopsida, Fabales, Fabaceae. The record is from RefSeq and is a predicted model, not a curated record.
CAUGAGUGAGAGAGAGAGAAGAGAAGAAAGAAAACGGUUAACAGAUAGAGAGAGAGAGAGAGAGAAUAGUGUGGCCUCUCUGGAGACACAUGAAAACCAACUCAAUUUUUUGGUUUCUGCUCUGUAAAUUAUAUUCCCUCUUUCCAAUUAUUUUCAAUUCAAUUCACCAAAUCUAAAUUCAGUAACUUACUCUCAUCCUCAAUUUUGUUAUGUUUCUCCUUUCUUAACAAUGUCACACAACUCUUAACCAUUCCUAAUUCACCAAACUUUUCACUUUUUUCUUCUUACCAAAACAAUUUCCGCUUCCAUGGCUUCUAAAUCUAGUACUAGAUCAAAGCUAUCUGAAAAUUCCAACAAAGCAUCACAGGUAACACCAAGAGUUAGUAAAGUUAGCAAAGUUGUGUCCAAAUCAGAAUCUGAGUCGCCAACUCCAUUGCAAAAUUCACGUCUAUCUGUGGAUAGAUCACCGCGAUCUGUGAAUUCUAAGCCCCCCGCUGUUGAGCGAAAACCGGCAAAAGCUACCUCCACCCCGCCUGAUAAACAAUCCCCAAAAGCUGCAAAGGGUUCAGAAUUGCAGAACCAGUUGAAUGCAGCUCAAGAAGAUCUAAAGAAAGCAAAGGAACAGAUUCUUCAGGCUGAUAAGGAGAAGUUAAAAGCUAUUGAUGAGUUGAAAGAAGCACAGAGAGUGGCUGAGGAAGCAAAUGAGAAACUCAGGGAAGCAUUGGUGGCUCAAAAGCUGGCUAAGGAGGAAUCUGAGAUUGAAAAGUUCCGAGCUGUUGAAUUGGAACAGGCUGGAAUUGAAACUGUGAAGAAGAAGGAAGAAGAAUGGCAGAAAGAGCUUGAAAAUGUGAGGAACCAGCAUGCCUUGGACAUAGCUUCUAUUUCCUCCGCCACGGAGGAGCUUCAGCGAGUUAAACAAGAACUCGACAUGGCUUGUGAUGCCAAGAACCAGGCAUUGAAUCAUGCAGAUGAUGCAACUAAAGUUGCCGAGGUUCAUGCCGAGAAAGCAGAAGUUUAUGCAGCUGAAUUGACGCAGUUGAAGGCCUUGCUAGAUUCAAAGCUAGAAACUGAAGCUAGUGACAGUAAGCUUAUAUUGAAGUUGAAAACAGAGAUAGAAGCUCUCAAGCAAGAACGUGACAAGGGAAAGGGUUAUGAUGAGAAGUUGACAGAGAAAGAAACUCAUAUUGAACAGCUUAAUGUAGAACUUGAAACCUCAAGGAUGGCAGAAUCCUACGCGCAUAGUCUUCUACAGGAGUGGAAGAAGAAGGCUGAGGAACUAGAAAUAAGGGUUGAAGAACUAAACAAGUUAGAGAGAUCUGCGUCAGAAUCUUUGGAAUCUGUAAUGAAACAGCUAGAAGGAAGCAAUGAUCUGUUGCAUGAUGCAGAGUCUGUAAUUGCUACUCUUAAAGAGAAGGUCGGAUUGUUAGAAAUGACAAUCGGGAGACAAAAAGCCGAUCUCGAGGAUUCAGAACGUCGCUUUCUUAUGGCUAAGGAAGAAAGUCUUGAAAAGUCAAAGAAGGCUGAGUCUCUCAAAUCCGAACUCGAGACAGUUAAGGAAGAGAAAUAUCUGGCUUUGCACAAUGAACAGCUUGCAGCCUCCAGUGUGCAGACCCUAUUAGAAGAGAAAAACAAACUUAUCAAUGAAUUGGAGAAUUCUAAGGAAGAAGAAGAAAAGAGCAAAAAGGCUAUGGAAAGCUUGGCUUCUGCAUUACAUGAAGUAUCUGCAGAAUCAAGAGAAGCUAGAGAAAACCUACUACUCAACCAAGCUGAAAGGCAAAGCUAUGAGACUCAGAUUGAAGAUUUAAAGUUAGUCCUAAAAGGUACUAAUGAAAAAUAUGAGUCCAUGCUUGAUGAAGCACGACAUGAAAUUGAUGUUCUUAUAUUCAGUAUAGAAAAUUCCAAGAAUCUCUAUGAGAACUCCAAGGCUGAGUGGGAGCAGAGAGAGCUUCAUCUAGUUAACUGCUUGAAGAAAACCGAAGAAGAGACCGCGGCCAUGGAAAAAGAAAUAAGUAGAUUGGUUUAUUUGCUUAAAGAAACCGAGGAAGAAGCUAAUGCCAACAGGGAGGAAGAAGCUCAGUUGAAGGAGAAUCUGAAGGAAGUUGAGGCCGAGACGAUCCACCUGCAGGAAGCUCUUAAGGAAGUAACGGCCCAGAACAUGAAAUUGAAGGAGAGUUUAUUGGAUAAAGAAAAUGAAAUGCAGAAUGUUUUUCAAGAAAAUGACGAACUCCAAGCUAGAGAAGCCGAAUCUAUUAAGAAGGUGGAGGAGUUGUCUAAGUUGCUGGAAGAAGCUACGACGAGAAACCACACUGAACAGGAAAAUGGCGAUCUUUCAGACAGUGAGAAGGACUAUGAUUUGCUUCCUAAAGUAGUUGAAUUUUCUGAAGAGAAUGGUCAUGGAUUUGAAGGAGAGGAAGCUCCAAAGGUGGAGUUUUUCAUGAAUCAGGAGGUACUCAAACAUAGCUUACAAGAAGAGAGUAUCAUCGCAAUUGACAAAGCCGAGAAAAUUGAAUCUCCGAAACCUGUGGAUGUGAAUGGAAAACCAAAGGAAGAAGAUGAGAGCAAAGAAAAGGAUGAUCCAGAACAAGUAGAAUUCAAAAUGUGGGAGAGCUGCAAGAUAGAGAAAAAGGAGUUUUCGCCAGAGCGAGAACCGGAACCUGAAUCAUUUGAAGAGGAAAUUGAGUCAAAGAUAGAAGAUGGUGGUGGAGAAAGCUUUGAUAAGGUAAAUGGAACCUCUGUAGUAGAGAACAUUGAUAAUGGUGGAAGCUCACCAAUAAAAGAACAACAACAACAACAAUUGAAAAAGAAGAAGAAAGCUUUGCUUGGAAAAUUUGGAAGCCUGUUGAAGAAAAAGAGUGGUAGCAACCAAAAAUAGAAACAACAUUUCAAGUUUGUUUGUGUGCAUAUUGAUUGAACAACAUUCAUUUGUUUGCACUUGUUUGCUUUAUUAUGAUUUUUGCUUCUAUAUAGAAAAUAUAGGAUUUUUUUUUCUUCUUAUGAAAUGAUGACAAGGCUUGUAAUAUUGUUUAGGAUUUUUUCGCAUGGGUUGUGGUUCUUCAUAUCAUGUUGGUAGCUAAGUGUAUGUGAUCAUGAUGCAAAUCCAACUAUUUUUUCCACCCUUUAAUUGUAUUUUUUAUGUCAUCCCAAUUCAAAUGAAGGAGAAGCUCUAGUAGAAGA